This is a messenger RNA of Pseudozyma flocculosa PF-1, 2571 nucleotides long. RefSeq lists its product as uncharacterized. Lineage: Eukaryota; Fungi; Basidiomycota; Ustilaginomycetes; Ustilaginales; Ustilaginaceae. Gene Ontology annotation, cellular component: nucleus; endoplasmic reticulum. The record is from RefSeq and is a predicted model, not a curated record. Gene Ontology annotation, biological process: endoplasmic reticulum unfolded protein response; phospholipid biosynthetic process; regulation of transcription by RNA polymerase II. The transcript is spliced from 2 exons. Gene Ontology annotation, molecular function: transcription corepressor activity. The coding region runs from base 1 to 2571 and encodes 856 amino acids.
AUGCAGGCCAACGGCUCCGCUGCUGCUGACCGGCCAAUCGGCACGGACUCGGUCGUCGCCUCUGCCACCGACGCCGCCCCCACUCCCAUGUCUCACGACGCGCGCUGGAAGCAGCACCGCGCCAGCCAGGAGAUCGACCCAACCACCUUGCCCAGCGCCGCUUCCACACCGGCCGCGACACCGGCGCCAUUCCAAGACGACUUUGACGAUGCCUCACCCGCACCCCACUCGAGGUCCACGAGCAGCGACCUGCCCGGCCUCGCCACCGUGUCGAGCUCGAGGGCAGGCUCGACCGGCGUCGGCGUCGAUGCCGAGGACGAGGACGUCAAGAUCGCCAUCAUGGCACUCGGCGCCAUGAAGAGCCUCGACGGAAGGGCCAACGGCCUGUCGAAGGGGUCCGAGGCGCCGCUGCACACUAACGGGUCCUCUCACGCCUCUGGAUCUUAUAGCAGACUUCCUCCGGGCGUCAAGUCUCCACUACAUACGUCGUCCGGUCUCUCAGCUUCCUCCGUCACGUCUACGGCCAUGUCGUCGCCCUCGUCCACCCCAGCGACGGACCUGACCCAGGAAUCUGGCGCUGAAUCGCCGACGGGGUUGAGCGGUCGCAACCGCAGAGGGCCGGCCACCUUGGCCGACCUGCCCCCAGACUUCCAGUUCCCCGCCCUCGUACGCGACGAGCAGGGCAACGAGGUCCAGGUGGACCCCGAGAUGAUGCAGGACGCCGCGUUCCUGUCGCGCGUCAGCCACCUGCCCAUUGUGCGGGGCACGCUGCGCGCCUACGAGCUCGGCAAGCAGCACAGCAAGGUUGUCAAGUAUGGCGCUGACCUGGUCGAGUCGUCUGUCAAGAGCAUCUCCCGUCCGGUCGUCAGUCGCCUGGGCGCGAGCCUUGGCGAACGUGGCGUCGAGCAGCUCGAUGACUUUGCCUGCCGCCAGUUGGAUCGACUCUAUCCGGCCCCGUCGCCCACCAAGGAAGAGAAGAAGAGGCUCGUGGCAGAGGCCGACGAAAAGGAGCGCAACGACUGGCAGCACAUGGGCGAAGAGGAGCGUGAGAAGCGCAAGACGGCCUACGUGGCGCUCAAGAUGGAGGAGCGCGAGCGCGAGCUCAUGGUCGCGGAGCUGCGCCAGCGCAAGGGCAAGGGCCGCGACGGCAGCGAGCCCCACGGCGUCAUCUUCGCCGAUUCGCACGAGUCCGGCGCAGCGGGCCGGCCGAGCCAACACCGCGGCGACAGUAGGGGGCCUCCCGGCGGCGGCGACAGCGAACACCCGGACCGGGACCAGGUGGCGGCUGCACAGGCCCUUGUCCGAUCACAGGGCGGGAUGCCAUUCAAGGGCAGCCGUUGGGGCUCGAUGCUGGUCGAGGCGGGCGCCACCGCCGGCGGCCUGAGCGCGGCAAUGAGCGAGGAGAGCAUGAAGUCGCUCAAGUACUGCCUCCAGUGGCUGCAGUACGCCACAGCGCACAUCGAGCACCAGAUCACGAUACUGCGCGACCUGAUCGUCAAGCUCAACCACGGCGAGCUCGAUGUCUCGGGCUCCGCGGUCCAGAACCUCAGCAACAUCAAGGGAGACGUGGUCAACACGAUUCGCGGAGUGGUUGAUGUCGUCGGCAAGUAUGCCGGCAGCGCGUUGCCGGAGCCGGCGCGCAACAGCGUCAAGGCCUUCAUCCUCAGCCUGCCCGCUCGGUGGGCCACGGUCAACCGCAGCUCGGCGGCGAGCUCGCCCAGCGGCUACUUUGGCGGCAGCCCCUCGUCAUCGUCCUUCUCGCCCGCCCAUAUCUCGUCGGGCCCCGACUCGCCGGCGCAGCUGUCGGCACAGCGACCGAUCCGGAGCGGCACGGGCACGCCGCGCGACCAGAUGCAGGCGGCCGCCACGGCCCAGGCCGCCAACAAGAUCCUCACGCUCGCCGUCGAGUCGCUCGACAUCCUCCGCAGUGUGACAAUCGUGUUCGGCGAGUCCCUCGACCGCGCCGACCUUUGGGUCGAACGCCUGCGCAUCCUCGGUCUGCAGCGAAAGCGGCAGCACGAGCAGGGGGCCGAGGGCUCGAACCGCAUCGAGGCCGGCUCCUCGUCGGGCGCCGCGCCCUGGGAGAGCGCGCGGGGCUACUCUCGCGCGAGCUCGCCCGGCGGCGACUCGGACGCCUCGAUGGGCACCACGGCCUCGACCAAGCGUCGCCGCGUCAAGGGCGGUGGCAGAGUGGGCAGCAGCAGCCACUCGCCGGGUCCGCACGGCACCAGCAGCCAGCUGAUGUCGCGCACGCCGUCCGUGAUGAGCGACGACGAGAACCUCACCGAGACGGAACGCGGGGGCCGAGCAGGAUCCCACCACCAGCAUCACCACCACCACCAACAUCAGCACCACCAGAGCCUCUAUCACGGCGCCGCGCCCGCGUCGUCGACCGGCCUGGCGCUCGGCGGCAUGAGCACGAGCAGCGGCAGCGGCUACCCGACGAGGAGGCGCACGAGGGCUGGCACCGGCUCCAAGGCCCAUCCGCACCACGUCCAUGGCGGCUCGAUGCUGCCGCCCUCGUCGCUGUCGAGCUCGACGUCGAGUGCCGGUCGCAUGGAGACCGAAUGA